Rattus norvegicus (Norway rat) is the source of this 3841-nucleotide messenger RNA. The record is from RefSeq and is a predicted model, not a curated record. NCBI's taxonomy places the organism in Eukaryota, Metazoa, Chordata, Mammalia, Rodentia, Muridae.
CGUCGGGGGCAGGACCCUGACGUCACUCCCGUGGGCUCCGGGAGGACGCGGACAUGGCGGCUAGCAGCUCUUCCGGCCUCGCGCAGGGCGCCAGCCCGUCGUCCAGGAUGAAGAGCACUGUCAGCCUGGCCCUGGCACCUACCAGCCAGCCGCCUGCACCUAGAGGAGGAGUCACAGUGGGGUACAGCUGCUCCCAGCCCCACCCCAGCCAGGGCCCCACAUCCAACAGCCGGUCCCGGGGUCCUGUGCCUACCACAGCAUCCACCCACCAGGAGGAUGGUCACAGCUGCCGAGAGAAGGCGACCAAGAGCCGCACAGACUCACGGGAGCGGCCAGCCAGGUCGCUCUCCCGGCCAGGACCAAGCUCCCGCAGCCCCGACUCGGACUCGGUGUCGCCGGACUCGUGGGGUGGCCCGGUCCUAGGACCCUGGGACCCCACCUUUACCAGCGACGCGCUGCCGUUCCUGGACAGGCUGCCGAAGCCCAAGGCGGGCCCCAGGCCGCCCUCCAUGCACUACUGCGAAGUUUGCAGGGUCAGCUGCGCGGGGCCGCAGACCUAUCGGGACCACCUGGAAGGGCAGAAGCACCGGAAGAAGCAGGCAGCUCAGAGGACCCGCACGCAGCCCAGUGGAGGUCCUAGAGGAUCCCAGAGCCUUCACUGUGGCCUGUGUGCUGUGUCCUGCACGGGGGCGGACGCCUACGCUGCCCACAUGAGGGGAGCCAGGCACCAGAAGGUCUUCAAGUUGCACACCAGGCUAGGGAAGCCCAUUCCCUCUGAGCCCACACCACGGAGUGUCACCUACACCCGAGGUUCGGACAGCACCCCUGAGACCUCAGUCAAGCAUGAAGCUCAUGCCCGUCACAGCUCACACACCCAAGGCCGGCCAGCACCAGCCAAGGGACCAGCAGCCUCACGCAAGGGGUCACCUGAGCUACAGACAGUGCACAGCUGGCCUGGAGACAGGCGGCCAUCACACUGCAAGGCAGAGGCCACCAGGGGAGGCUCCGGGGAAGCUUCGGGGAUCUCGGGAGACACGGAGCCAGUAGGCACAGAGUACGUCGAGCAGGUGUGCAGCGAGGAGGGGAAGGUGAUCCGCUUCCGAUGCAAGCUCUGCGAAUGCAGCUUCAAUGAUAGGAAUGCCAGAGACAUGCACCUGACGGGACGCCGGCACCGGCUGCAGUACAGGAAGAAAGUUGACCCUACACUUCCAGUGGCCACCCGGCCCAGUGGCCCCAUGCAGAGGGUGCUGGCCAAGCGGCUGCAGAGGCAGCGGCAGCAGACACAGGCACGGCUGGAGGAUGCACAGCGCUGGAACUCUGAGCUGAGGCAGCAAGAAGAACACAGCAGGCAGCCAGAGGAGCCUCCACAGCCCCAGGUGGAGGAGCAGCUGCCCGGGUCACCCACCUGGGCAUUGCCAGCUCCCACUACCAGACCAGGGAUGGCCAGCCCCCGGCGCCAGUCAGGGCGGCGGCCAGAGAGCAGCGAUGACCGUCAUGUCAUGUAUAAACACGCUUCCAUCUACCCCACGGAGGAGGAGCUCCAGGCUAUCCAGACAGCCGUGUCCCACACAGAGCGAGCCCUCAGACUGGUGUCGGACACGCUGGCCGAGGAGAGCAGCCAGCAAGGUACCCUGGUGUCCCCACCACCGAGGAUGCUCAAGGGAGUGGUGCGGGUUGGCAUUCUGGCCAAGGGCCUGGUCCUUCGCGGGGACCACAGUGUACAGCUGACCUUGCUGUGCUCCAAGAAGCCUACGCACUCCCUGCUGCAGAGGAUCAAGCAGGAGCUGCCCCGAGAGCUGUCUAUAGUGGCAGAGGACAAGUACGAGGUCUCAUCUGACCAUGACGCCAACAUUGUUAUCUCGGCCUGUGUGGAGCCUGGGGUGAAGGUCACCGUGUCUGCCACCUCACCUCUGAUGCGGGAAGACCCUUCCGUAAAACAAGAACUGCAAGACUCUCUGUCUGACCCAGAGGACAUCCUGGACCGGGAGAGGUGCCUCGAGACCCUGGCAGCCCUCCGCCAUGCAAAGUGGUUCCAGGCUCGAGCCAGCGGCCUGCAGCCAUGUGUGAUUGUUAUCCGAGUUCUGAGGGAUCUGUGCCGCUGCCUGCCCCCCUGGGGGGCCCUGCCGGCCUGGGCCAUGGAGCUGCUGGUGGAGAAGGUUCUGAGCAGUGCACCCCGGCCCCUGAGCCCAGGGGAUGCCAUGCGUCGGGUGCUGGAGUACGUGGCCACGGGCGCGCUCCUGACAGGCUGGGGCACACCACAGGCACAGAUACAGAGGCACCACAGAGGACCCAUGUAAAGCCCACUGUGUUGCCAAGACUAGACCUUGCCUGAUGCGGCCCAUGGCCCCGCGUGCUACAGACACAGCACAGUGACCCACCAUGGCCCACUAGUCUCUCAUAAGGGUGUCCACCCUCUCCUGGCUCAGAUGGCCCAGGGCUACAGGACCCUUGUGAGAAAGGACCACAGGAUGCCCUGGAGCCCAUGACCCCACAGCAGCGAGAAGACCUGACAGCCAGUGCACAGGUGCGUGGGUCCCCCCUCACAUGCUGGGAGUAAGGAACUCCCACAGGCGACAAUGACUGGCCUGGGUCACAUGAGACCACAGCACUUGCUUGUCAUAGCCACACAGAGCCCUGGCUCCAUCUAGCAGUACAGGUGGAGGCAGAAGGCUAUCUUUGACUAUUGAGAGUGUUUGAGGCUAGCCUUGGCUACAUGAACACCAGUCUCAAAAGAAGUGCACAGCCACACAGACCCAAGUACCAAACAUUGCCACUUUCAUGGGGGUUGAGUAUCUUACAAGGAAUUUGGGGUCCCUCUACCCAGGAAGUAAAAGUGGGGUCCCAAGAUCUCCAAUCCAGCCCAUGCCACCGGCUAGUGGUGACAUUCCCCAGGGCCACAUGCCUGGCACCAGAAACUGUAACAACAGAACAAACAGCCCAGCCCACUGGUCCCUGGGGACGCAGGUCUGAUCCCUGAAGUCCAGCUAGGGUAGCACUCCCUGACGGUACCUGUUGUCUGCAGCAUGCCCUGCGUCUUGUGGCCUUCCGGCAGAUACACAAGGUCCUGCACAUGGAACACUUACCUCCACGGACCAGAUUCGGGGCCCGGAAGAGGAUGAGGGAGGCUAGUCAGACCCAGGAGGGGGCCAGGGAGAGGAAGAGGGGCCGGCAGGGCACAGCAGGGCUGCCUUGAACCAGCUAUCACCAACCUACACAUCCCAUACCUGAACAGGUGUGGUCCCUCCAGCUGCUGGCUCCUGAAGUGGGACGCCUUUGUCAUUGUGUCUGUAGAUUUAUUCAUGAUGCUGUGGGGGUCCCCCUGAGGUGACCCCAUGCCCAUGGCUGUCACCUACCCACCCCCAAGCCAGAUAGCAGUGACCUCCUUGGUACUAGUUGCUAUGUGAAGCUCCCUUGAUGUCCUAAGAAGUCAAUGGGAUCUGGAUCGCUUCCUUGAGAUGCCAGGAAGGGUGGCCUGGAAUAUUCUGUGGGUCACAGAAUGAGUGUAGAGGAGCAGAGGGUGCAGAAUGGGAUUCCCCACCACAUCCUUCACACAGACCCCCUUACUGCACACCAGCUGUGAGGACACUGUCACCCCCACAGUGCAACCCUAGUCCCAGUCACUGAGUGCCUUCCGUAGAUGACCCACUCCACCCCGUGUCACCCUGUGGACCACUGGGCGUGGACACAGGCGAGGACAAAGCACUAUCCUUUAGGCCUCCUUUGCCUCCUCUGGACCCCCUGGUGUAAUCCCUAGGCUUCAACCCUGUUCCAUUCUGCCUGUGGCUUUCUAAGGCCAGCCAGCCCACAAAAGCCUGGGUGGGGAAUAAAGUAGAUCUGCCCA